Messenger RNA from Xenopus laevis (African clawed frog), 5758 nucleotides. RefSeq lists its product as uncharacterized. The record is from RefSeq and is a predicted model, not a curated record. The coding region runs from base 848 to 5500 and encodes 1550 amino acids. NCBI's taxonomy places the organism in Eukaryota, Metazoa, Chordata, Amphibia, Anura, Pipidae. The transcript has 3 exons.
AGUAGUUCUGUCGUAGCCCAGUGUAACUGACAGAACCAGCUCUCUACGCUCGGAGCCAUAUUUGGGGUGUCAGACUUGUCGGUGCUGCUGGCCUGGCAGGUGGGAUUUUCUUUCUCUAUAAGAACCAAAAAAGCCCCUCCUAAAUUUGUUACACUGGAUCCCAGACCCUCCUGAAUGCCCAUAUAGAAUAUAGAAUAUAGAAUAUAGAAUAUGACAUUGUCCCUUCGGCUGCUCUUUGUGGGAGGAGCUUCGGAUUCAGGGAUUCGGAUAAAUCCGCUCAUUAAAGAAUCUGCUCUGUCACAUCCGAUGGGGAAUUCCAAAACUACCACAAACUGCCACAAACUCCCCCAAUGCAGAGAGGGGCCCUCGGGGUAUUUCAUCAUGGGGUGACUCAUCACUAUGCAGGGUGGGAGGGGUUUAGUGGCGAAAUAAAAACCGCUAUCCCGCCAUUUCUUACAGCAGAGAAGACUCCGACCUGAGUGCGCCGAGGCUCCUUUCUAUUUUGACACUUGUGGAAGUAGAGACAUCCUCAUCCUGUUGAAGUGGAUACCGAUAUUUUGGAUUACUAUGGACACUUAAAGUUUUCAGGAAGGCUAAAAGAAGAUUAAAGCAGCGAAAAUAUCUGCAGAGCAUUGCUACUACUGCUUGUGACGUCUGUGACUCCACCAAGUCCAACAACACUUGCAGAAGGUCCUUCUGAAUUUAUCAACUAAUACAACCCAAGACCGAGAGGUUCAACCACCAGAAGAGGUUUCAUGCUAAACCAAGUUAAAGACUCAAUAAUUACAACUGUUUGAGCAGAUAAAUUUAUCAGAGUAUAAAGGUCAACUAAACGUGCAGAAUAGACAUGUCCGGUAGCAGAUCAGGCAGAUGUGGCACUGGAGAUUACCAGCAACCAUGCAUGGAAGCAAGAAGGGAUACAAUAGUCAGUAGAAAGCGUAAAUGUUCUCCAUUGGCUGAACCUGAGACUACAACAAAAACUCGCCAACCUACUGUUCCUUCUGUAUUGGAGAAUACCCCUGAAAUGUCUUCUUCUUCUUUAAUAUCACCUUCUGUAGUGAAGACUGGAAUGUCUGCUCCCCUUCUACUUUCUAUACUGACAAAUACCACAGAAAUGACUGAUACUCUUCUGGGUCCUUCUGAAUUGGACAAUCCUACUGGAAUUAAUAUCCAUCCUCCUAUAUUGGAGAGUCUUCCUAAAAUGUCUGAUUUUCCUCAUGUGCCUUCUGAGUCGGCAAAUCCUGAUCACAGGGCUCCACCUUCUGCAUCUUCUUCACUGGAGGCUCCUAUGGAAAUAUGUGCUGCUCCUCAUGCAUUUUCUGUAUUGGAAAGUCUUGAUCACAGGGCUGCAUCAAUUGUAUCUUCUCAGCUGGAGAACGUUCAAAAAAUGUCUACCAGUCCUUCUGUUCCAUCUGAAUUGGAGAAUAUUAAUCCAUUUUCGGUUUUGGAAAAUACACCUCAAAUGACUCUAGAUACUGUACAAGAGAACCCAGCUGGAAUGGAAGUACUUAGUGUGUCCUCUGUAUUGGAUGACCCUUCAAAAACAUCUCUGCCCCUUCCUGUAUAUACUGAAAUGUCUUCUUCUCAUUCCAUGACUCUUGUAUUGAAAAACGGUAGUGAAAUGUCCAUGAAGUCACCAGAACCAACUGUGCAAGAGAGAAAAGCUGAAAUAUCAGCACCUCUAGCAACACAUUCACAGGACGUGGAUGGAAUUGCCUCAACAUCUUCUGUAGAUUGGCCACCAAGUGCCCAUCAGAGUACGGGGCCAGAAAACCCCAACAUUCCCACACAGUCAGUAGAAGACAAUGUCAAUGUUGAUGCUCUGGUGCAUUUAGAACAAAUUCGCCGCCAUGAACGAGAACGUGGCUAUUUUAAUGCGGUAGAAAUCACUGAGUGUUUCCGCUUUGUAAACUUGGAAAGAAUUGAGUCUUUCAAUGCAGCAAUAGGGGCCAUGCACACGGCUGUCCAGGAGUUACUGAACAGUAUAUUGGCGAGGACUGGACCCAGUGAUCAUAUACAGCUACGACUCAGUGGAGAAGGAUUCAGAAAUCCAAUAUAUUCAAAAAGAAAAUCUAAUAAAGAGUUCAAUGCUCGGUCAUUUCUGAGGAAUGUGGCGAACAUGCUACAGAGUAACGCGGACUUCCUUUCUAAUGAUCUUUUAGAACUUCUUGUCAUCAUUGUAAAGAAUCCAAAAGGUGGCAGUAAAGACCGAAGAGCUCUCACUUCAAUACCCGCCAGUGACUUAAUUGAAAAAAAAAAACGUUGGCUCAUCGACUUUAACUACAAUGAAGGAAACCUGUGUCUGGCCGCAAGCAUCUGUGCAUUGACGAGUGAGGGCUACAUUACUGAGGCCACGCUAAUGCAGAAAGCCAAAGAGAUUCAUGAUGCUCUGGAGAUCCCGGCCAAUCGCUUAGUCAGUUUAAGUGACAUUCCUGCUUUUGAGAAACAUCUGCAGGUGACCAUUAAAGUGCUGAACUACAAACACGGAAAAUGGACAUUUUUCUACACCGACAACCCCUGCAAAGAGCCAAUUAUAUUCCUAUUGCUGCACAAGGAACAUUACUACGGAAUUAAAAAUAUAACCGCAUUUUGUGGAUACAGUUACUUCUGCGAAUACUGUAACACGCAGUUCCACGGCAAAGGGCGCCAUUCAUGCAAGUAUUUUUGUAAGGCGUGCCACAGACGGGACUGCCCCGAGGUGUCAACUGAAGAGCAAAGGUGCCGGAACUGCCGCAUCAUUUGCCGCUCAAUAGAAUGUCUUGAACUGCACAAAGCCCUCCUCCAAUCAGAAAAGAACCUGUGUAAGAAACAACGGUAUUGUGUCAAGUGCAGACGUUACACUGAUUGUGAACACGACGUAAAGAAAUGCAAAGGUUCCCAGUGUCGGACUUGCUUCCUAUAUGUUGAAACUUUUGACGGCCACCGGUGCUUCAUGAGAAAGAGUCAACCGGAAACGUCAGACAAAUACAUUGUUUACGACUGUGAAUGUAGCCAAGAAAAUAACAGCCAUGUUCCAAAUUAUAUAUACGCUUUAAAAUUGGAUUCUCAAGACUACUGGGAGUUCCAAGGACCCGACUGCCUGAAGGAUUUUAGAAAAACAUUUUUACGGAGGAAGUUUACUGGGUUUUCGUUCAUAGCGCACAACGCCGGCAGGUACGACGCCUACUUUGUGGUGCAGGAGCUGCUCAAGGAGAACAUCAAGCUAAAGUUUCUAGCAAAAGGUGGUCAACUAUUGUGCGUCACCGUGGCUGAUUUCAAGAUUCGAUUUAUUGACUCUUUCAAUUUCCUUCCCAUGAAGCUUAGCAAGCUGCCAAAGGCCAUGGGAUUUGACGAUACCAAGGGAUAUUUCCCACAUUUCUUCAAUACAGCUGCCAACCAAGCCUACGUCGGUCCAAUGCCUUCUCAUGAGAAUUUUGGGCAGGAGAAUAUGAUGCCAGAUGAAAGAGAAGAAUUUAUGGCUUGGUACGAGGAAAACAAAAACAGUGAAUUUAAUUUUCAGGCUGAACUUAGGAAAUAUUGCCAGAAGGAUGUCAAUAUCUUGAAGAAAGCGUGCGUCUGUUUCAGGGACAGGGUGAUGGAAAUGACAAUGGAGAAGGACCCAAAGAAUCCCCAAAAGACAAUCCAAGUAGACCCCUUUCAACUCACCACAUUGGCCUCGGUGUGCAUGGCCAUGUUCAAGUUUAAGUUUCUAACUGAAAAUACAAUCGCUAUUCUACCCUCGGACAAUUAUCAUAAAACGCAGAAGCGCUUCUCCACGCCGUCCAUCCAGUGGUUAACGUACAUCGCCCACACGGAACACAUCAAAAUAGAACACGCUCUGGAAGGUGGUGAGAAACAAGUCGGUGACUAUUUCUUGGACGGCUUUGCCGAAAUUGAUAAAACAAGAACAGCUUUUGAAUUCCACGGGUGUUUCUAUCACGGCUGCCCCCAGUGCUACAAUUCCACUGAUCAGAAUCCUGUUACAAAAACCACAUACGGUCAGUUGCACCUCAAAACCCAAUGUCGAAAGAAAUACCUGCAGUCCCGAGGGUACCAAGUCCGAGAGAUCUGGGAACACGAGUGGAAAGAGUUGCAAGUAGAAGACCACUUUCUACACAAAAUUAACUUUCCUGAGCCCCUCGAGCCCCGUGACGCACUUUAUGGUGGUCGGACAAAUGCCGUCAAACUGUACCACAAAGCAGCCCCAGGGGAGAAGAUAUUUUACUAUGAUUUUACCAGUCUGUACCCCUUCAUCAAUAAGACAAAGGCCUACCCCGUGGGCCACCCAGUUAUUUACCAAGAUAAGUUUAAAGAUUUUGGUACAUAUUUUGGCAUCGCUAAAGUUAAAGUGUACCCCCCGAAACAUCUGUUUUUUCCUGUCCUUCCAGUAAAGAUGAAUGAAAAGCUUGUGUUUCCUUUGUGCUACACGUGCGCCACCAACGGUCAGGCCACAGAGUGUCAGCACUGCGACGAGGAACGAGCACUGACGGGAACCUGGUGCACAAUGGAAAUCCAGUUGGCUCUAGAGAAGGGCUACACAUUGGCCGAAACCUAUGAAGUUUGGCAUUUCGAGCAACAAACAACGAAGCUGUUUGAGGGGUACAUUAACCUACAUCUCCGGGACAAACAGGAGGCGUCGGGAUAUCCCAGUUGGUGUAAAGACGAGGAACAAAGGAAGAAGUAUAUAAGCGAUUAUCGAGACAAAGAAGGCGUAGAGUUACGCGAGGAACAUAUCGCUGUAAACCCGGCAAGAAGGCAAAUUGCUAAAUUGUUUCUGAAUUCCCUGUGGGGCAAAUUUGGGCAGAAAACGAACUUACCUAAUACAACAGUCGUUAGCGACCCAGGGGAGUUUUUCCGUUAUAUGUUUUUACCGGAAUACGACGUCUCCUCUUUCGAAUUCAUGGGUGAAGAAACGGCCAUUGUCCACUGGAAGUAUGUCGACGGCUUUCCCUCCAUCGGACGCAACUCCAAUAUCUUCCUCGCUUGCUUUACCACGGCCUACGCCCGGCUACAACUAUACAAUGUCCUGGAGCGGCUCCAGGAGCGGUGUCUGUACCACGACACGGACUCGGUGAUUUUUAUCAGCAAGGGCGAUGAGUGGGAUCCACCAUUGGGCGAUUAUCUAGGAGAACUUACCAGCGAACUUCCCGACGACACCCACAUCACCGAGUUUGUCUCUGCCGGACCCAAAACCUACGGGUACAAGUUGUCGACUGGUAAAACCUGCCUGAAGGUCAAGGGCAUCACCCUAAAUGCCUCAACCGUUCAACACCUUCAUUUUGAUUCUCUAAAGGAUCUGGUGUUGGAUUUCCCCGAAAACGCCAACCGGGAUGAACAGAGGAAAAUCACUUUACAACAGCCGGUCAUUACCAGAGACAGAUACUGGCAAAUAGAGACCCGCCCCCUGCGCAAAACAUUAAAGUGCGUUUACACCAAACGCCAACUAACCGACGACUUUACUACUUUGCCUUUUGGUUACCGACCUCAACCGGGGGCGGAACAAACACAACCCGGUCUAUAAAUGAAAAAAUAAAUCCAAAAAAUGUUGGUUUUCUUGAAACACAGAAAUCUGCUCAAUGUUUCUCUGCAAUGGUCUGACGGAACUAUACAACUCUGCAAUUGUACUUGUUUCUUCAUCAUAUAUUAGCCUGAAAAUUCUAUUUCUUUUUCCAUAUCGACUGGGGUUUUGUUUUUUGCAAAAUUGUUACCAUCAAAAUUUCGUGAAUCUGAAUAUUUGAAGAAAUAAUGUAAUGAAUAAUAAAGACUAUUGGUUAUUGAC